UUUCGAGCCUUGGUUUGGUUGGCACACGUAGACCGAAGGGUUGGUGAAAGCUCACAAAAGACCAAAACAGGCUAGACUGGUGCUACCGACGGAUUUCACGGUCCCGAUGCUGCUGCUGAUGCCGAUGCUCCUGGUGCUGGUGCGGUGAACGGUUAGCGGUUCGGGUACAGUGCAGUACAGUGCCUUGAGGCUAUGCUAUGCACGCUCGUGGCGGUUCGCAAUGGCAAAGUCGCAGAAAAGCUUCGCUCGGUCCGCUACGGCGGGCCCACCCGGCGUCCGGUGCCACCUGGAACGUGCAGGUGGUUCGGGGCAAGAUGACUUCCCGCUGCCUGUGGCACGCCUGCCGUGCCCUCGUCCUCGGUAUGGUGCUCAUGUUUGUCGGUGGAGGCAUGGCCACUGUCGGAUAUUAUGCCAACAACUUUCCCUCACUGUCGGACCUCCGGAGCAACAGUAGUACGUCGACGAUUCGCGUGAAAAAUGAACAUCGGGGACUGCAUCUCAACAAUCUGUCCUACGUAGGUCCAAUCAUCAUGGGAGUCGGUGGUUUCAUCGUAGUAGCCUCAUGUGUGAUGACGUUUGAGGCGCGCGAUUCCGCUGCCAAGGUAGUGCCGGCCCGGUUUAAACUAAGCAGCCAGUCGAACCGGAACCCAAGCCGACAGAACACUUCUCGACGCUCUACAGGAGUCGGGAAUGGAGCCGCACCGGGGCUGAUCACGGCAGCGCAGACCGCCCGCUGGGAGCAACAUCUGGGGGUGUUCCGGACGUCGCCGGCAACGGAGCAGGUCCCGGACCGCAAGGCACUCACCGCCGCUCUAGUGCACUUCUCGAAAGCCUUAGGGACACCGAAAUCGUCACCCCAGCAGCGCCGACCGAGCGAAGGUGCGAACCGCCGGGUGUCGCGUAGCGGUUCCGUACCCAAUUUGUACGGCGAAAAGCUAAGCGUUCCGUCGCUCGCGACCGGUUCACCGGCAAACAAUAUCCGCUCGGAGCUGCUCGGUGGUUCCGGCCAUCGGCAGCAUCACCAUCAGCACCAUCAGCAGCACCAGCAUCAUCGUGGUACGCGAGUAAGCAGCAUGGUACAGCGGUCGACGCGUGGCGAGGUCGCUGGUAGCGGUGGUCUGCUGCAUCCCGGUAUGCUACAGUUCCACCGGCAUGCCCUCUCGGUCGAUGAGCCAGAUCCUUUCGUACGGACACUGCAUCAGACCGGUUCGCACGGUUCGGUGCAGUACGGUUGCAGCGGUGGUGGAGAGAUCGUGCCAGUGCAUAAACUAAGGGAGCAGCGCACCAAACGAUCCGAUACGGCACGCCGGCACGUCCUUUCGCGUCAGACCAAAAUCGAGAAGGACGAGCUGGUGCUCGGUGGUAGCCCGAAGCAGACGCACCAUCACCUCCACCACCAGCAGCAACAGCAGCAGCAGCAACCUCCUGGGGCCAUCAGCCGACGUGCCUCGACCGUGUCGAACGCAUCGGUUGGCUCGAAGCAGCUCAACCGCAGCAGCCGCCGUGCCUCAACCAUCUCGAAGACGCCAAGUGUCGACUCCCGGGGUGCACCGUCGACGCUCGAGAUCAACAGCCCGGAGCGGUCGGUCGGUUUAACGCCACGAAAGGCGCAAACGGCCGGUGGUGGUAGUGGUGCACUCAUCUCUACCCCAUCCGUCGACCGGGAAUGUCGGAGUCAGCUUUCCAUCUGCUCGGAACCGGCCCAGGUCAGUCAGCGCAAUCUCUCCUGUCAAUCGAGCUUAGAGCCUUGCGUACCCGAAGAGGAUAGCCCCGAUCACGACGAAACGGAACCACUCUCCGUCGUCAACCAGCCGCUACGACCGGAUUCACUCGUUCUGGCAACCGGUGACACCACCACCACCACCACCACCACCACCGCAGAUCAUACACCAGCGCAGCCCCAGAACCGCUUUCUGUAUCGCAGUAACUCGACCAAAAGUUUCCGCAAACCGAAACCGAAGAUAGCGGCCAAGAAGCGCAGCAACGAGUACGAUCAGAUCUACGUCAUCGGGGCGGGUACGAGCGUCACCGGUAAUAACCGGUUUCCCAACUUCUAUCACCAUCGUGACGAUGACCAUUACGAUUCGAUCGAGGUCAUACACGAGCGGCGCAAUAAGAACUUUAGCAAAUUCUCGGACACCCCGACGGUAGGAGCGACGGCGGAGACGGAGACGGAGACGACGCUGGGGGCAGUGACCUCAGCGGAACCGGUUGGAACCGGUGUAACGACGGAAUCGCCCACCGUGAUUACCGAUUCGUCCGGUGAGUACCGGAAGGUGGGCGCAAAUACGAUUAGUGUCGUGGCCGACAUAUCACCGGUACCGGUUUCACCGCGCAUGGUGAGCUCAAUGGAGGCGCAUGGUCUUUUGAUGUUUGGACAGAAUGUUUUCGAUGGAAUUGUGUUGUUAGGCACACCGCCACGUAAACUGCAGCAACAACAACAACAACAACAACAGCAGCUGCAAAUUGUGAUGGAUCACUGCAUAUUUUCCUCACUUUACGAGCUUGCUCGCAUUUAA
This is a messenger RNA of Anopheles darlingi, 2519 nucleotides long. RefSeq lists its product as uncharacterized. The coding region runs from base 198 to 2519 and encodes 773 amino acids. The transcript has 9 exons. The record is from RefSeq and is a predicted model, not a curated record. Lineage: Eukaryota; Metazoa; Arthropoda; Insecta; Diptera; Culicidae.